AUGGUUGUUAAAAUCCCAGGUCUCCCGCUUGUUCGCCUGCACUCGCCAUUCUGGCAAAAUGUGAUCAUGGGCGUGAUCGUCGCCCUGGCUGCUGGUCUUUACGAAGCGUUGAAUAUGCUCGGGGCUGGUGGCGGCCGUCCGAAUUCAGCACAAACAGUACAGGUAGUCAAUGCCACACUGUGUGCUGUAUGGGUUCUCUCAUCCACGUUCAGUGGAAGUUUGCUGAACACGAUCGGGCCUGCUCUGACGGCCUUCCUCGGUGUUGUGGGGUAUAUUAUAUAUGUUGGUAGUCUCUGGUAUUUUGACCGAACCGGCCACGAAGGCUUCCCAAUCUUCGCUGCCAUCGCCAUUGGAUUCUCUGCCGGUUGCCUCUUCUGCACGAUGGGCUAUAUAUCCAUGUCCUACUCGGAAGAAAGAGAACGCGGCACAUUCAUUAGCUUGUCAUUUAAUCUUCAGGCUUUCGGUGCAGCUGUGGGUGGCAUCAUACCACUUAUCAUCAAUCGAAAAUCCAACCAAGUCGCUGGCGUCCCAGAGGCUGUGUAUAUUGUCUUUAUCGUGAUGCAGGUCUGCGGGUGUCUCCUUGCCUUUGCGCUGCGACCUCCUUCGAAAAUAACCCGGGACGACGGCACCCAAGUGGCUACUAUCCAAUCCCGAGGCUUCAUCGAGGAACUGAAAUCAAGCCUGGAGAUUUUCCGGGACUGGAAGCUGCUCCUGAUGCUUCCAGCAUUUGUACCGUCGGAAUGCUUCCUGGUAUACGCUGGUUCCGUCAAUGCCUAUCAUAACAGUUUGCGAGCGAGAUCUCUCUUGUCCUUCGUCGCUGUCGUGGUGCAGAUCCCAGCUGGUAUCGGACUGCAGACUAUUCUGGAUCAUGACAAAUGGUCGCGUCGUACCAGGGCUAUGACGGGGUUGGUCGUUGUGGGCGUGCCUUUGAUCGCGGCUUGGACGUGGGAGGUUGUUCGAACCCGCAAUUAUGACCGCUCUAGCCCUCCGACAAACCCCACUGACUGGAAUGACGAUGCGUUCAUUCCAAUAUUCUUCCUUUUUGUAUUGAACUGGACGGCCAGUGUAUUGUGGCCAUAUGUCAUUCUUUAUUUCCUCGGCUGCCUAACAAAUUCCCCUCGCAAAUCAGCAAACUAUGCUGGUGUUUUUCGCGCGGCACAAGGUGCCGGGGAAGCCAUAUGCUUUGGCGUUGACUCCAUUGGUGUCCCGUAUAUCAAGGAGGCCGGCGUGCUCCUUGCGUUCUACACGACUGGCGUCAUCAUAUUCGCCUAUCUGGCCGUCUUCCACAUCUCCGAGACCCAGUAUUUUGCCGGCGAAGAAGGCGUCGUCAUACCACAACGUGUGCUGAAAGAACAGGUCCCCGAGAACGAACUUGAGGAGCAAAAAAGACUAAAAGCUGUUUCUGGAGGUGCCGGAGGUAGUGAGUAG
Talaromyces rugulosus is the source of this 1428-nucleotide messenger RNA. RefSeq lists its product as uncharacterized. Lineage: Eukaryota; Fungi; Ascomycota; Eurotiomycetes; Eurotiales; Trichocomaceae. Bases 1 to 1428 code for a protein of 475 amino acids. The record is from RefSeq and is a predicted model, not a curated record. The transcript has 4 exons.